Messenger RNA from Quercus robur (English oak), 1224 nucleotides. RefSeq lists its product as uncharacterized. The coding region runs from base 1 to 1224 and encodes 407 amino acids. Lineage: Eukaryota; Viridiplantae; Streptophyta; Magnoliopsida; Fagales; Fagaceae. The transcript is spliced from 3 exons. The record is from RefSeq and is a predicted model, not a curated record.
AUGGAUAUUGACGGAGGGAAUAGUGACGGGGAGGAGAGAUCCAGUGAAGGAACCUCGGAGGGUACCGUAGAUAACCGUCCCUUCAUUCUUCCUGAGGAUUGGGCCGUCAACAGAUUUUUGCCUGGGAUGAGUGGUAAAGUUUUUAGGGAGUUACGGAUCCAUUAUCAAAUCCCAAACCACAUCCCCCUCCGUCUCCCUAGAGAGGGUGAGAGGUGUUACUCCGGGCGGACAGCGGACGUCGGCAUGUAUGACGCCAUGUUUGCUGCCGGCCUGAGAGAUGGAUUCUGCGAAGCAAAGGAUACGGGCUGCCGCAGCUCGUCAGAAGGAGGAGAGGAAGGCCAAGGAAGCAGGGGGGAAGCCUCGUCAACCCCCACGGCCGUCGCCAAAGUGGCGAAGAGGAAACCUGACGGGAGUGACGGCCGUCCCUCGAAAAAGCCUGCCGUUACUCCGUCAGUCGAACCAUUGAAGGAAAAGUCCCCUCCGACGUCUGGCCAUGGUGCGGGAAAGGGGGUGAUGACUUCCGCUGGUCCCGUCACUGAGGGUCCGUGCCGUCUCCUAACCCACAAAGAAUAUGCCGUCGGGGAGGUUGAAUCCCUGAUAAAACCGACGGACAUGGAGCCCUGUGAUCAAGUAGGGACGGAGGAUUUAGGGGCGUCGGCCCUCUUUGAUCUCUCCAGGGCCUUGGUUCGUGUCAAAGCCCUCCGUGACCGUUGCGUGGCGAAGGAGGGGGUCGUCAGUCGAGUUCGCAGCCAUAACAAGAACUUGCUGAAUCAGCAGGCUCAGUAUAAGGAAGCCGUCCGUCUCCUUAACCAGGAGCUGCAGGAAGUCAAGGAGAAACUGACGACGGUCAGUGGCGAGAACGUCAAGCUCCAAGGAGAGGUGACGGCUCUGGAGGAGAAGUUACAGACGGCGGGGGCUGACGCGAUUGGAGACUUCAAAACGUCGCAGUCAUUUAUCGACUCAUGUGGUCAAUAUUACGGCACUGGGUUCGAUGACUGCCUUCGACAGGUCGCGUCGGCCUUCCCGGAGCUGGACUUAUCUGGGAUUUCAAUGGAUGAUGGAGACGACGUCUCUCUUCAGCCAGAACCUACUCCGGAGCAUGACGGCUCGGUAGUCCUGGCUCAGCCUGCUGCUAAUCCUACAGCUUCAGAUUCUCCAACCGUUAUCGUGGAUGUUGAAGACCAUCAGGCUGACGGAAAUCCUGCUGACGCUCCUCCUGCUUAA